GGUUACCUCAUGUAUCUGUGUUUUAUGUCUGCGUUCUCAUGGAUGACUUUGCUCUCUUACGAUGUCAUUACCACGUUCAGGUACAGUAUUUUGGUUUAAGUACAAAUUGCCAGUUUCCUUUCAUCAAUGCAUCAUUAACGCGAGUCCUUGGGAAAUUAAUUGUCUACGCUAUGUUGAUCCAGUUUAUAUGAACUCAAGUCUUCGAUAGAUCUCUUGCAGGAAAUUGAGACCCAACCGAAGUCGUUUGUAUGAGAAUGAGUCUCGAUAUUUCAAGUAUCAACUCAUUGGAUGGGGUGGAUCGGUCUUGUUGACAUUAUUGGCACUCGCCAUGGACUUGGCUCCACUACCCAAGCAAUACACGUGGAUGAAACCCAAGAUUGGAUUGGUCUCGUGUUGGUUCGCUGGUGAUUUGGCCAUCGUGCUAUAUUUCUACGGACCCAUUGGAACCAUGUUGUUGGCAAAUGUGACCCUUUUUGUUCGAGUGGCGACAGCCUUUUCAAGUCUGGUGCAAGAAACCGUGGUGCUCCGCAAAUACAGUUCUGCGACGACCAAAUCGACCUUGAGGAAACACGUCUCCAACUCGAGUCAUGACCAACAAGUGCAUUUACUCAGAGUCAGAUUGAUUCUUGGCUUGAAGUUAUUCUGUGUCAUGGGUCUCUCCUGGACGUUUGAGAUCAUAUCGUGGAUUCUUUCCACGUCCACUCCUUGUUGGAUGUGGUAUGUCCCGGACGCCAUCAACCUUCUCCAAGGCCUUUGGAUAUUCCUCAUAUUCGGUGCCAAGCCCAAGCGACUGGCCGAAAUAUUCCACAAAAUCUUCAAAACCUCCUGCCCAAUCAUGCAAGUCCCGCCCUCUCUUGUUCCCGUCCCAGUCCAUCCAGAAUAGGUUACGUCAGGAGAAGCCCGCUAGAGAGAGUUGAGUUCAAGAGCUUCCCAUAUUUCCGACGCGACGAGAACGCCCUCUUUGUUCAAGGUUCACAUACAGGCAAACGCGAGAGAAUGAAGAACGGCUCUUUAUUCUCUAUUUAUUGCCUAGCAACAACUGUGCAUCAAUAUCAGUAUCAGUUUUUGCCAGGCGUGAUUGGACGUUGUAAAAAUUCCAAUAAAAUAUCGACUCCCAAGCCCGGCUCUCGGGUGAUCUUAUUAAAUUUCAUGAGCACCGACCGCUCCAACCGCUCGAACCCGACCAAGUUUUACAAUCCAAAAUUGAGGCCAUCACCGUCAACGUCAUUGAGGACGUCGUGGACGCCACUGACAUCGGUAUUUGGCGUGGGACUUUUGUCUGUUUGUUUGUUUGUUUAUUCAAAAGUUGUCAAAUAAGUGGAUGAAAUCUGGCCACAUCCAAUUUUCGAAUUGGGCUAAUUGAUUUGUGACAACAUAUGAGCAUGACAGUGACUGUAAUAUCAUCUUUUCAAAACCGAUGCGAGUCAGCUUUGUAUAUAUGUUCAAGAACACGCUUAUCCAAUUUGAUUUCCACCUUUGAUUGCCACAUAAUGAGACUAUUAAUCCAUAACUAUUAGAAAAUGGCACAACGUCAUCUGCCGAUUAUCCAAUUAUUCCAUUCGAGGACAAGCACAAACAAGGAGACAGGCUUCGCCCUUCCAUAUGGGCCAGAUUUCUUAUCUUUGCUAUAAUCAGUGUGACAUGGCAACUGUUGAUUCAAGUGAGUCACUUGUUGAAUGGAAAGCGCCUUGCCAUUCGAGACGCAUUGCUAUUCCAAAUCAAAAGUCUUUAGAACUAUUUGCCAUGAUGUUGCGAAGCCUUUUCAGUAGAGCAUGUGGGAACAUGGAGCAGGAUAUCUUUCAGUCC
Molecule: messenger RNA, 1806 nt
Organism: Tigriopus californicus
Lineage: Eukaryota; Metazoa; Arthropoda; Copepoda; Harpacticoida; Harpacticidae
Product: probable G-protein coupled receptor Mth-like 3
Exons: 2
Coding region: 329-883 (184 amino acids)
Biological process (GO): G protein-coupled receptor signaling pathway
Cellular component (GO): membrane
Molecular function (GO): G protein-coupled receptor activity
Source: RefSeq, a predicted model, not a curated record